AUGUUUUGUUUGUCUGGUGCUUUGGUUUCCCCGUUGGCGCAUUUAUGCCCCAGGAAGCCAAAAGGAUGCGAGCACGUUCCACAGAUAACCAAACAACAAACGGAAAGGAAAGCAAGAAAAGCAGCCAGGAAAAACAAGACAUCAAUAACUGUGUAG
Drosophila suzukii is the source of this 156-nucleotide messenger RNA. RefSeq lists its product as uncharacterized. NCBI's taxonomy places the organism in Eukaryota, Metazoa, Arthropoda, Insecta, Diptera, Drosophilidae. The record is from RefSeq and is a predicted model, not a curated record.